This is a messenger RNA of Beta vulgaris subsp. vulgaris (sugar beet), 4793 nucleotides long. RefSeq lists its product as hypothetical. The coding region runs from base 638 to 4201 and encodes 1187 amino acids. The transcript is spliced from 28 exons. NCBI's taxonomy places the organism in Eukaryota, Viridiplantae, Streptophyta, Magnoliopsida, Caryophyllales, Amaranthaceae. The record is from RefSeq and is a predicted model, not a curated record.
UGGCUAGGCGGUGAUUGGGGAGGAAGAAGCGUAAUAAAAGUGGUCAACGUCGGAAAGUGCAUGGUUAACAUCGGAAAAUGAGAUUAAGUUUCAUUUUGCAAAAAAAAUUUACCUUUUUUGUUUGUUUUCGCAAAGGAUGUUUUAUAAGGUUUUUUUCACAAAAUUGAACUUUUAAAAGGUUUUUUUGGCAAAUUUUGCUAAUACUUAUGUUAAAAAAAAAAAAAAAAAGUUUAAAAAAACUUGAUCGAAAAAAGUGAGAACGAAAAGAGAGAAGGUGAAAGAAAAAGAAAAUAAGAUCAAGCUGUAACCCUUAAUUACAAUCUGCAACUCUCUCUCUCAAAUUCAACAUUCCCGCUUUUUUCACACACAAUUUCAGAUUUUCAUCGUCAAUUUACCUCCCCAAAUUUGUAUAACUGAUAAUAAGUUAUAAGAGCAAGAGAAAAGGAUUGCGGGUCAAUGAAACCCAGAUUUUCUAAUAAAUUUGAAGAAGGUUUAUAAGGAGCAAAUAAAAAACAAGCUUUUAAGAUCGAAAACUUGGAUCUUCCACAAAUUCGAGGAAUGAUAUAAAUUUGAUUGUUAUGCUUAUAUGAUUCUCAAAACAUAAGUUCAGAAAUUCAAUUGGGUAACAUUUGGUAGAAUGGCUGGAGAAGCAGAAUUGAGUAACUCAGUUAUGUCAGUUAGGUCAUGGAGGACUGCUUUUCUGACUUUAAGGGAUGAAACUCAAAGUCAUCCUAUUAAUAGUUUGAUUAGUGUUCUUCCGUUGCUCGACGAACUCGUAUUUGCUCAUUUUCACUCCUUUGUUGAUGCUGCUCCGUCCCUUCCACCUCACGAGGUCACUGCUGAUUUGAUGUAUCUACUAAAUGUGGUGGCUUCAAGCCAUUGUCUGAAUGAGGACACUGAGCGCGCUUUAUCUCUCAUUUGUCAUCUGAUCCACAACAUUACUCUUCGUGUUCCACUUGAACUGAGUCCAUCUGCUUGGUCUGAGAUGCUUGGGUCCUUCAGCAAGAUGGGGAAGACUUUUAUUGAAAAUGCCGCAAGACAAAGUUUUUUCUCUGAAAAUUCUAUCGGCAUCAAAGCUACAAAGGAUUGUCUGGAAACUACAAGGCACCUGAUCAACAUGGAUCCUAGAAAAUUUUCAAUUUUAGAAAACAUCCAGCUGGUGGAAUUUCUCCUUCAUAUUGUUGUAUGCUGUCAUUCUGAAUUGAAUGGCUCUUAUUACUCCAAUGGUCGCUUGAGGUGCCAUGAUAACUCUGGGAAGAUAUUACCCCAACAGGCUAGUUUGUGGAAAGUUCAAGCAACUGCCUUUUCUAUGGUUGGUGAAGCAUUCACAAGAGUUGGAUCUUCUUUUCCUGUAGACACAUGGCAGUCAGUUAUCGAGGUUAUGAGGAAGGUUAUGGAUGCACUUGCGACCAAGCUUCCUGUAGAGGAUGGUGUCUCGUCAAGGUUUUAUUCCGCAAUCCUGCAUUGCCUUCACCUUGUACUUAUAAAUCGGAAAGGCUCUCUUUCAGAUCAUUUGGCAGCUUUUGUGGCAUCAUUAAGAAUAUUUCUGGCUUAUGGCUUGAAUAAUUCAAACCUCUUUCCCUGUCAUAGAGAUAAGGAUUCAGGUACUUCGAGCCAUAGGUUUACUUCGAGGGCAACUAUGAAAAAGGAUGUUGCUGCAUACAGGCCUCCACAUAUGCGCAGAAGGACAAGUUCUUCUCUGCAGCAGACAGUAUCUCAGACAACUGAAACAUCAUCCGAUCACGACUCUUCUCCACUUGAAUUUUCAUCAUCGGAUUCUGACUAUAGUGAUGGUGAGGGUGCAUUGAAAGAUUUCGAUAAUGUGCGCAGCUGUAAGGCCAGAGUUGCUGCAAUAAACUGCAUACAGGAUCUUUGCGAAGCUGACCCAAAGGCUUUUAUUGCCCAGUGGACUAUGCUUUUGCCAACUACUGAUGUACUUCAACCGAGGUACUCCUUGCUCUGUUACAGGAAGUAUGAGGCGACUUUGAUGACUUGCUUGUUAUUUGAUCCAGUCCUGAAGGUCCGCCUUGUAUCUGCCUCAGCUAUUGCUUCCUUGCUGGAGGAGCCAUCCUCUGUUGCUCUGCAGGUUGCAGAAUACAGGGAAUCGGCUAAAUGUGGAUCAUACAUGGCACUCUCAAGCUCUCUGGGGCAGAUACUCAUGCAACUUCAUGCUGGUGUUCUGCACUUGAUUCGGCAUGAGAGGCAUACUGGAUUAUUGACUUCUUUGUUUAAGAUACUAAUGCUGUUGAUAUCAUCCACACCGUAUUCGAGGAUGCCCGGAGAACUGUUGCCCAGAGUCCUUUCCUCUCUUAGAUUGAGGAUUGAAGAGGGGUUUCCAUAUAAAAGUGAUCAGACCAGUUUUCUGGCUAUUGCUAUCAGCUGCUUGACUGCAGCUGUAUCUACAUCACCUUCCUCUUCGCAUGUUAACGAAAUGUUUGAAGCUGAGAUAUCAGCAGGUUUAAUUUUGAGAAAAGGAGCAUCAGGUGUCUUGAUCACUAUGCUUCAACAUGCGGAGCAAGUCACAAAUCCAGUAAUAUGUUUGGAAGCUCUCCAGGCCCUCAAAGCUCUAUGCCACAACUACCCUAACAUAAUGGCUGCAUGUUGGAAACAAAUUUCAGCUAUUGUGUAUCGAAUUUUGAGGCCUGAGUCUUUUGGAUUACCAUAUGGAAAAGGAGCUUUUGGGCAUGAUAUUGGAUCAACCAUGGAUAAGGUCAUGUCAGCUGCUGUUAAGGUUUUAGAUGAAUGUCUACGUGCUGUAUCUGGAUUCAAAGGAACUGAGGAUCUAAUUGGUGAUAGAUUAGUGGAGACUCCCUUUGUGUCUGACUUUGUGCGUGACAAGAAUAUCUCUUCUGCCCCAUCAUAUAUUUUCGAGAGCGAUGGGGUUUCUAGAAACAACCUGUCAGGAAGCACAGAGUGGUGUGAGGCCAUUGAGAAGCAUAUCCCCUUAUCUGUAUGCCAUGCAUCUGGAGUGGUGAGAGCUGCAUCAAUUACUUGUUUUGCUGGCAUCACUUGCGCUGUCUUUUCUUCUCUCAAGCAGCAGCAGCAGCAAUUCGUUCUUUCUUCCUGUAUAUAUGCUGCAAAUGAUUUAGCCCCUUCAGUUAGGGUAGCUGCAUGUAGAGCCAUUGGUGUCAUUGCUUGUUUUCCAGAGAUUAUGAAGAGUGCAGAGAUCCUUCACAAGUUCAUCAAUGCGGUGGAGGUCAAUACACAUGAUCAGCCUGUCUUGGUGCGAGUUACUGCAUCUUGGGCCAUGGCAAACAUAUGUGACUCUAUUCGACACACUGUUUCUGACUCUUCAUUAGACUGUGAAGCAGCAAAUUUUAGUUUGGUGAUGUAUUUGUUAGAAACUUCGUUGAAGCUAACAACCGACGGAGACAAGAUCAAGUCAAAUGCUGUUAGAGCUCUAGGCAUUCUCUCGAGAGUUAUCCCUUUUGUAAAUCCCCUUGAACAAGGAAAAUGUGCAGUCAAUUGUCCAGGAACCAGCAAGAUGGAGAAAGCUUCCUGGAAGUGCACCAUAACUCAAACUGACCCUGCUUGGCCUUCAGUUGCCUUUGGAUGUGUUCAUUUGUUGGAAAAGAUUGUGCAAGCUUUCCUUUCAUGUAUUACAACCGGAAAUGUAAAGGUCCAGUGGAAUGUUUGUCAUGCAUUAAGCAACCUAUUUCUGAAUGAAUCACUGAGAAUGCAGCGAAUGGAUUGGGCUUCAUCAAUUUAUAGUAUUCUGCUGCUGCUGCUUCGUGAUUCUUCCAACUUCAAAAUCCGGAUACAAGCAGCUGCAGCUUUGGCUGUGCCAUCAACAGCGCUUGAUUAUGGCAGUUCGUUCUCAGAUGUUGUUCAAGGAAUCCAGCACAUUCUUGAAAAUGUGACAGCAGAUGAACAUUCAGCUCCUAAUUACAAAUAUAGAAUUGCCCUGGAGAAGCAGCUGACCGCAAGCAUGCUUCAUGUACUUGGUCUUUGUUCAAGCAGCAGUCAUGAACCUCUGAAAGAAUUUCUCCUCAAAAAAGCAAUAUUCAUUGAGAGUUGGCUGAAAAGUUUGUGCUCAUCACUUGAGACAAGAACUCAGCAAGAUGAUGAAUUGGAUUUCUAUAGGAAUCAGAAAAGAGAUUUAGUGUCCAAGGCAAUACAAUCACUGAUUCAAGUGUAUGAAAGUCAAAAACAGUCUUCCUUGGCACAGAAACUUCAGAAGUUGCUGAAAGCUCAAGGAUGAAAACAGUCUUUUGCUACCCAUGAUUGCACAUGGCAUCUUUUAACCCAGAAACUGGACAUUUUGCUGGAUGUUGACACCUAAGCGUCCCAUGCGAUCAUUGUCCAGGAGUCUGACGGCAAUGACUAGUGAAGAUUACUCUCAUAAGAGUACCAUGUCCAAGAUUUCGAUGGCACAAAGUCUCAUAAGCAGCUUUACUCAUUGUCUAUCCAGGAGUGAUGUGUUACUCCCACUUCUGAUAUUGAUAAGAGCUGAUUUUGGAGUCUGCUGUUGGGGGGGCGCUUUUUCUUGGCAGGACUACUCAGGAGCACCCUUUUGUACAUUAAUGUUCGUCAAUCUUCUCCCUUUUGGGUCAAGUUAUGGUUGAUAACUGUGGUGGAAAUGUAUAGUGGGCAGGUUCCCUAUAUAUCUUGUUCAAUCUGUAAUUCUUUAUGUAUGUUGAAGUGCUACGUACAAAAAUAUAAACUCAAUUUGUUCUAGGUUUUAAUUUGGAAGUACUAGGGCCCUAAUCUUCCAACUUAAGUUUAUACUCCUUUGAUAAGUUGGAGUAUUUAUUUUAUUUUUUUUUUGACGGAAAGAAAAGGGAUUUCAUUAA